Molecule: messenger RNA, 1458 nt
Organism: Mucor velutinosus
Lineage: Eukaryota; Fungi; Mucoromycota; Mucoromycetes; Mucorales; Mucoraceae
Exons: 6
Coding region: 1-1458 (485 amino acids)
Biological process (GO): chromatin remodeling; regulation of transcription by RNA polymerase II
Cellular component (GO): NuA4 histone acetyltransferase complex; SWI/SNF complex
Molecular function (GO): chromatin binding
Source: RefSeq, a predicted model, not a curated record
AUGGUUGCUUAUGGAGGAGAUGAAGUAAAUGCUCUUGUUUUUGACAUGGGUUCUACCAUGACGCGUGCAGGCUAUGCAGGCGAAGAUACACCUCGCGUGAUGUUUCCUACAAGCUUUGGCUAUGUAGAUGUGGAAGAGCAAGUGGCGGAAGCACCCACUGAGCAAACAAAUGCUGAAGAUACUGUCAUGACAGAAGCGUCAGAGCAACCACCAGCACCAGCACCCCAACAAACUGGUAUUAAAACCACAAGAAAGUACUAUAUUGGUGAUAACAAGAUCAACACAUUCAGAAGCAACAUGGAAAUAAAGAGCCCGUUGAGUAACGGCUUAGUGGAAGAUUGGGACGCUGUGGAACAUAUUUGGGAUGCCACGUUUAACCAAAUGCUUCGAAUUGAUCCUCGCAAUCAUCCAUUACUAUGCACUGAAGUUGCCUGGAAUACACCAGAGAACCGACAAAAGACAAUGCAAUUAGCAUUUGAAAAGUUUGAUUUUCCAGCAUUUUACCUCACACCCGAUGCCGUCAUGACAGCAUUCUCUGUAGGUAGAGCCACGGCAUUAGUACUUGAUUCAGGAGGAGGAGUUACAAGCGCAGUGCCAGUGUAUGAUGGAUUUGUGUUGAAGAAGGGGAUCUUACAUCAACCUCUUGCUGGUGACAGUAUAGUCGACAAAAUCAAGCAACAACUUGAUGCUGAAUUGAAUUACACCAUCACACCUCAUUACAAAAUCGCCAAAAAGAAGGCAGUAGAGAAGGAUCAGCAGCCAGACAUUGAACUUCGUCCACUAGAGGGCAUUACAGACAGCUUUAACGAGUAUCAGAUCAACAGAGUGCUCAACGAAUUCAAGGAAACCAUAUGUCAAGUAGCUGAUACAGGGUUUGAGGAAGAUGCCUUGUCCUCAAGGUCAAAAAAGACGUUCGAGUUCCCUGACGGAUUCAGUCAUUCGUUUGGUCUGGACAGAUUCAAGCUUCCUGAAAUGCUCUUCCAACCCAAUGUAUACGAUAGUACUGCUCCUAAAAAGACUGAAGAGAAAACAGAGCAUGAGGAUCGAGAAGCCUCUGAGGACAAGGACAAGGACAAGGAAAAAGAGACGACAGAAAAAGACGAUGCCAUGCAAGUAGAUCAAGAAAAGGACAGCAAGUUUAUUGGGGUGCACGAUAUGGUGUACAACAGCAUAAACAACUGUGAUAUCGACUUACGCCCACUUUUAUUCAAUAAUGUGGUUGUCACUGGAGGAGAUACAUUAUUCAAGGGGUUCAAUGAGAGACUGAACCACGAAUUACCAUUGAAAGCACCAGGAAGCAAAAUCAAGAUUCAUGCUGCUGGUAAUACCACUGAGCGUAAAAGUAGCAGCUGGUUGGGUGGCUCCAUCUUGGCCUCCCUGGGUACAUUCCAUCAGUUGUGGGUAUCACGAAAAGAAUAUGAAGAAUUUGGCGAUUCCAUCGUUCAUAGAAGAUGUUAA